AGUCUUAGUGAGACGAACGCUCGUCCGUACGUCAUCCAGAUGAGGAACGCCGGCAGCAUGCAGCCGAUGAUCAGAAGAGAUGCCGGAGUCUGGACCCAAACACGGAGCCUCCUGUACAAGAACCUGCUCAUCAAAUGGAGAACCAAGCAGCAGAGCCUCCAGGAGCUGAUCCUCCCUCUGCUGCUCCUGGCUCUCCUGAUCCUCAUCAGCACCUUGAAUCCCCACGUUUAUUAUGGGGGCAUCAGCACGGUGGAGCUGGACAGCGACGUCCACCUCCAGAACAUCAAGGGUCUGGGCUACACCCCCAUCACAAACGUCACCACUCACAUCAUGGAGGAGGUGGCCCGGGAGAUCAACAUGCUGGACCAUCUGGACAUGUUUUCCAGCGAGGAGGAGCUGGAGAACGCCAGCCUGUACGAGCCCUCCAGCUACGUGGGCGUGGUGUUCAUGGACGGCUCUGCCACGUCGUACAAACUGCGCUUUCCCUACAACAAGCUGCCCCUGCCCAGCGAUUACACCGAGUCCAUCGCCAGCUGUUACAGCAGCUUGGUGAACUGCAGAGCUGCCAACUACUGGUUAUCUGGCUUCACCCGCCUCCAGUCUCUGAUCGACGUAGCCAUCAUCCAGAUGCAGACCAGACGCUUGGUGUGGAGCGAGCUGAACCUGAAUGUGGUGAUGAUGGGCCAGCCGGGCUCCGUGGAGGUGCACAAGUUCCCCCAUGCGCUCAUCUCCAUCUACCUGGUCCUGGCGUUCACGCCCUUUGUCACCUUUCUCAUCGUCAACGUGGCAGCCGAGAAGGAGCACCGUCUCAAAGACACCAUGACCAUGAUGGGGCUCUACGACACGGCCUUCUGGUUGUCCUGGGGGCUUCUGUACGCCGCUCUGGUGACCGCCAUGUCCUUCCUGAUGGCCAUCAUCGCCACGCUCACAGCUCUGUUCCCCAACAGUGACUUCUUCGUCAUCUUUGUCCUCAUCUUCCUCUACGGGAUCUCAUCUAUCUUUUUCUCCUUCAUGUUGACCCCGCUGUUUAAGAAGCCCAAGUUUGCGAGCACCGUGGGCUCCAUGCUCACGGUUGUGUUCGGCUGCAUGUCGCUCUUCACCGUGCUGAUGAAGGACUUCCCACAGCCGCUGGUCUGGCUCCUCUGCCUGCUCUCCCCCAGCGCCUUCUCCAUCGGGAUCGCACAGGUGGUUUACCUGGAGGCCCAGGGAGACGGUGCUGUGUUCUCCUCUUUGACCAACGGUCCUCAUCCUCUGUACGUCCCUCUGCUCAUGCUGUUCCUGGACUGCGUUCUCUACCUUCUGCUGGCUAUCUACCUGGACCAGGUGCUCCCAGGGGACUUUGGACUGAGGAGGUCCCUGGUCUACUUCCUGAAGCCGUCCUAUUGGUCCAAACACAGGAAGCGUUACGUGGAAGUGAGCUCAGCUUAUGAUGCUGAAGUGAACGGCGGUCCUGGUGGAGAAGAAUAUGUCGAACCCGUUUCCCCCGAGUUCAGAGGGAGAGAAGCCAUCCGCAUCAGCAACAUCCGGAAAGUCUACAAGGACAAGGACAACAUGGUGGAAGCUCUGAGGGGCCUGACCUUCGACAUCUACGAGGGUCAGAUCACGGCGCUGCUGGGACACAGCGGCGCUGGAAAGUCCACUCUCAUGAACAUUCUGUGUGGCAUCUGUCCACCCACCAGCGGCUCGGCCACCAUCUACGGCUCUCCUGUGGCCGAGAUCGCAGAGGGGUCUGAGAUGAAGCAGCUGGUGGGGAUCUGCCCUCAGUUCAACAUCAUCUUCGAUGUUCUCACCGUGGAGGAGCACCUGAGGAUCUUUGCAGCCAUCAAAGGGAUCUCACACGCAGACAUUGAUGCUGAGGUCUCCAAGGUUCUGAAGGAUCUGGACCUGGAGAAGAUCAUGACGGCUCAGGCCAAGAACCUGAGCGGAGGCCAGAAGAGGAAACUGUCUGUGGGCAUCGCCAUCCUCGGAGACCCAAAGAUUCUGCUCCUGGACGAGCCCACAGCAGGGAUGGACCCCUGCUCCAGACAUCAGGUCUGGUCUCUGCUGAAGAGCCGGCAGCCUGGACGAGUGAUUGUCCUCAGCACCCACUACAUGGACGAGGCGGACAUCCUGGCAGAUCGUAAAGCUGUGAUCUCUCAGGGGCAGCUCAAGUGCCUCGGCUCUUCUCUUUACCUGAAGAUCAAGUGUGGCGUUGGAUAUCAUCUCCGGAUGUCGAUCGCCGAGGGCUGCGACGCAGAGAAGGUCUCGUCUCUGAUCCAGCUGCACGUCCCCAAAGCCGAGCUGUCCCGACGGCACGAGGCCGAGCUGACCUUCACGCUGCCUUUGGAGAGCGUGGACACGUUUCCAGACUUGUUUACGGAGCUCGACUCACAGCCGAGGCUGGGGAUAAUCAAUUAUGGCGUUUCCAUGACGACGCUGGAGGACGUGUUCCUUCGUUUGGAGGCAGAAGCUGAAGUGGAUCAGGCAGACUACAGCGUGUUUCACCGGGAGCAGGCGGACGACGAAUGUGACGCCGCCUCUCUGGAUGAAACGGACCAGCGCCUGCUCACCUUCUCGGACAACAAGUCCGACGUGGUGUCGGGUCACGCUCUGUGGCGGCAGCAGUUCAGCACCGUGGCGUGGCUGCACAUGCUCAACAUGCGCCGCGAGUGGAAGGCCUUCGUUUAUACCCUGGUCUUGUUCCUGCUGUUCGUCGCUGCGGUCCUCGUCGUCUCUCUGGCCACAGGGAACAUCCAGAUUCACUCUCCAGAACGUCAGUUCCUGCCGGUCUACCUCCUGAAGAAGAACCAGGCCGCCCACAGAUACACCUCCGCCCUGCUGGUUCAGAACACGUCAGACUCGGACAUCUCUGACUUCAUCAACAACCUGGAAUCCCAGGAUAUCAAGGUGGAGCUGAUGAAGCACAGAGACUACAUGUCUGAAGCUCCUCACAGCGCUGCCAUCAACGUCACCGGGUCCAACAAGGGUUUCAGAUACGUCGUGGCCUUCAACAGCACCAACGUUCACUCUCUACCCAUGGUCGUGAACAUCCUGAGCAACGCUCUCCUCAGAGGUCUCAAUGGUUCUGGGCAGAUCCGAACCUGGACCAAACCCUUUGAAUAUCAAAUCCCAGACGCGACGUCCUACGCGCUGGUGUACAUCGAGGCCAUCAUGCUGGGGAUGCUGGCUGCUGGGAUGCCGGCUUACUUUGCCAUGGAUCACACCCGGGACCGAGAGAUCAAGUGUCGCUCCACGCUGCGUAUCUCCGGUCUCUUACCGUCAGCCUACUGGUGCGGCCAGGCGGCCGUGGACAUCCCCUUCUACUACAUCAUCCUGUCCUCCAUGAACAUCAUCCUCUUCUCCUUCCACUCUGGAAACCUGCUGGGGCCCAGCCACCUCACCUCUGUGGUCCUCUGCACCAUCGGCUUCGGUCCGGCCAUGAUCCUCUUCACCUACGUGGUUUCCUUUGGGUUCACUCGAGUCCAGAGCAACAGGGACUUCUUCUCUUUCAUCUCCAUGAUGGUGUGUGUGGUGUCCGCCUCCAUCGUUCAGUUGUCGUUUGUGAACGAUAAUCCCGAGCUGACGAGGAUCCUGCACAACGCCCUGUGUCUGCUCAACCCUCUGUACCCGCUGAUGGGCUGCCUGAACUGCAUCACGAAGGCGACCUUCCUGCCGACGCUGUACGAGGAGAACUUCUUAUGGAAAAGUCUGCUCAUUUCAGUUGUAGCUCCGUACCUGCAGUGCAUCCUUCUGCUCUUCCUGCUCCGGUGGCUGGAGAUCCGUCACGGAGGGCGGGCGCUGAAGAGCGACCAGCUCUGCAGGAGCUCGACAAAACCCAGACCCAAAGCAGAGCGGGUCCUUGAGGAAGAACUGAACGAGGAUGAGGAUGUUCAGAUAGAGAAGGCCCGCGUGAAGGAGGCGCUCAGCUGUCAGUCCUGUGAAGAGAAGCCGGCUGUGGUGGUGAGUCACCUGAGGAAGCAGUACACUGGCAGGAAAGAAGGCUUUUCUUUUGGCAAGAAGACUAAAGUGGCCGCAAAGAACAUUUCUUUCUGUGUCCGCAAAGGGGAGGUCCUCGGACUGCUGGGCCCCAACGGAGCAGGAAAGAGCACCGUCAUGCACAUGCUGUCAGGUGACACCGAGCCCACAGCAGGACAGAUUCUGAUGGGAGACUACAGCACCGAGUUCAGUCCGGUGGACAGUCCUCUGGACCAUGUGGGGUAUUGUCCUCAGGUCAACCCUCUGUGGCCCCGGGUCACUCUGCAGGAACACCUGGAGAUCUACGCCGCCAUCAAGGGUCUGAAAGGACACGACGUCCCCGACAUCAUCAAACGAGUGUCAAACGCUCUGGAGCUGAAGGAUCAUUUGAACAAACAGACAAAGACUCUCUCAGCUGGACUCAAACGGAAGCUGUGUUUUGCUCUCAGUAUGAUCGGGAAUCCUCAGAUCGUUUUACUGGAUGAACCGUCGUCAGGAAUGGAUCCUAAAUCCAAACAGCGCAUGUGGCGGGCCAUGCGUGCUGCGUUCAGGAACCGUCAGAGAGGAGCCAUUCUCACCACACACUACAUGGAGGAGGCCGAGGCCGUCUGCGACCGCGUGGCCAUCAUGGUUUCGGGCCAGCUGAGGUGCAUCGGCUCCAUCCAACACCUGAAGGGGAAGUACGGCCGAGGCUACAGCCUGGAGGUGAAGCUGAGGGAGGAGCUGACGGGCCUCCAGCAGGUGGCGCUGCUGCACACAGAGAUCCUUCGAAUCUUCCCUCACGCUGUCCGGCAGGAGAGCUUCACCACUCUGAUGGUUUAUAAGAUCCCCAUGGAGGACGUCAGGUCUCUGUCCCAGGCCUUCUCCCAGUUAGAGAGUGCCAAACAAACGUUCAACUUUGAGGAGUUCAACUUCUCUCAGUCCACUUUGGAGCAGGUGUUCCUGGAGUUUGCCAAGCAACAGGAGAGUGAUGAGGAGGAGGUGGGUUCUGUCAGCACCACCUUCCAGUGGCAGCGGCUGCAGCAGGAGGCAAACCACGCCGACAGCAUUGUCCAUCAGCUCUGA
Molecule: messenger RNA, 5019 nt
Organism: Nematolebias whitei (Rio pearlfish)
Lineage: Eukaryota; Metazoa; Chordata; Actinopteri; Cyprinodontiformes; Rivulidae
Gene: abca5
Product: ATP-binding cassette, sub-family A (ABC1), member 5
Exons: 37
Coding region: 40-5019 (1659 amino acids)
Biological process (GO): lipid transport; transmembrane transport
Cellular component (GO): membrane; intracellular membrane-bounded organelle
Molecular function (GO): ATP binding; lipid carrier activity; ATP hydrolysis activity
Source: RefSeq, a predicted model, not a curated record